UAUCAAAACACAAAUUUUUAAGAUUUUAAGAUAAAUACUUAACACAAUUCAUAUCAAAAGCUCAUAUCUUUACGUUUAAUUAACAAAAAUACAAUGUUUAAAAGAUAAUAUCCAUCAUUUAACGGAUAGAUUGCGAAAUGUACUUAAAUGAAAGUCUAUUCUAAUGGCAUUUUUGUGGAGAAGAAAGUCUUUUUGGUUCAAAUUUAUUAUUGUGGGAGCAAUUUUUUGGAUAACAAUAAUACUGUUACAUUUCUCCAAUAAAAAAGAGCUGGAACUGACUGAAACCGAUUUGAAUGACAGAUUUAGCGAGUUUUUGAUUGACAGUAGAAGAGAUGUUAACCAAAGGGAAGUGAAUGAGUUGAAUGAGCCUGAAAGUGUGGAAGAAGUUGACCAAUUCAGUUCAAAACACAAUAAUGUGAACGAAAAAAUAGGAAUUCAUAAAAAAGAUGGAGCAUUACAAGCACCAGGACACAUGGGACGACCUGUGAUUCUUCCCUCAAACGUUUCAUCAGAAGUGAAGAAACUAGUCGACGAGGGUUGGAGCAAGAAUGCAUUUAACGAAUAUGUUUCUAACAUGAUUUCAAUACAAAGAGAGCUUCCUGAUCCAAGGGAUGACUGGUGUAAAGCACCAGGUCGCUUUCUCGAAAAUCUUCCUACUACAAGUGUUAUAAUUUGCUUUCACAAUGAAGCUUGGUCAGUAUUAUUACGCACAGUUUAUUCAGUACUAGAUAGAUCACCACCUUCAUUGAUCAAAGAAAUUAUACUAGUCGAUGAUUACUCUGAUAUGCCACAUUUACAAAAGCCAUUAGAAAAUUAUUUUGCCAAUAUAACAAAAGUAAAAAUAGUAAGAGCAGAAAAACGGGAAGGUCUGAUUCGAGCCCGACUUCUCGGUGCAAAUCAUGCGAGUGGAGAGGUUCUCACAUAUUUGGACAGUCAUUGUGAAUGUACGACUGGUUGGUUGGAACCCUUAUUGGAUCGUAUUGCGCGUAAUAAGACAACGGUUGUUUGCCCUGUAAUAGAUGUUAUUGAUGAUACAACAUUAGAGUAUCAUUUUCGAGAUUCAGGUGGAGUUAAUGUAGGAGGUUUUGAUUUCAACCUUCAGUUUAACUGGCAUGCAAUUCCUGAACGUGAAAAGAAAAGACAUAAGCACCCUUCUGAGCCAGUUUAUUCACCAUCGAUGGCCGGAGGUCUGUUCUCCAUCGAUAAAAGCUUUUUUGAGAAGCUUGGAACAUACGAUGAUGGGUUUGACAUAUGGGGAGCAGAAAACCUGGAGCUUAGCUUUAAGACGUGGAUGUGUGGAGGUGCUUUAGAAAUAGUACCAUGUUCACAUGUCGGACAUAUUUUUCGUAAGCGUUCACCUUACAAAUGGCGAACAGGUGUAAAUGUACUGAAAAGAAAUUCAGUCAGAUUAGCAGAAGUAUGGCUGGAUGAAUACGCAAAAUAUUAUUAUCAGCGAAUAGGUGGUGACAAAGGAGAUUAUGGAGAUGUUUCCAGCAGAAAAAAACUUAGACAAGAUUUAGGUUGUAAAAGUUUUAAAUGGUACUUGGAAAACGUUUAUCCGGAACUGUUUGUGCCCGAUGACGAACAUUUAUUAGCAGUUGGAGAGAUAAGAAACUUAGCUUUUGGUAACAAGACGUGUUUGGAUUCUCCUGGAGGAAAGAAAAACUUCAAAAAAGCAGUUUCAUUAUAUCCAUGUCACAACACUGGGGGAAAUCAGAUAGGCAAUAAAUGGUCAAAUAUGUGCGUGGACUCUCCUGCCAAAGCAGAUGACAUGCAUCAAGUUGUUUCAAUUUGGCCAUGUCACAAACAAGGAGGCAAUCAGUUUUGGAUGUUUAGUAAAAAUGGGGAGAUCAGGAGAGAUGAAGCUUGUCUAGAUUAUGCAGGACAGGAUGUGAUAUUGUAUCCCUGUCACGGAUCCAAAGGAAACCAGUUAUGGCAGUACAACAACAAAACAAAACAGAUUACACACGGAUCUUCAGAGAAAUGUUUAGCAAUUGAUAACUCUCAAUCAAAACUUUUGAUGGAAGAAUGCGAAAGAAACAAAAUGAAUCAGAAGUGGACUUUGCAGAAUUACGACCCUACAAAAAUGUCAAGUUAAAAAAAUCCAAGAAAGAAAAAUAAAAAUGACAUAUCUACAAACAUUUCAUAUUCAAAUAGUUGAAAACUAUUUUAGUAGUUUUUCCAUUGGUUCAUAAAUACAUAUAUGGAAAGAGCUUCUGUAUUGAAAG
Messenger RNA from Culicoides brevitarsis, 2228 nucleotides. Its product is annotated as putative polypeptide N-acetylgalactosaminyltransferase 9. Gene Ontology annotation, biological process: protein O-linked glycosylation. The coding region runs from base 164 to 2098 and encodes 644 amino acids. Gene Ontology annotation, molecular function: polypeptide N-acetylgalactosaminyltransferase activity. The record is from RefSeq and is a predicted model, not a curated record. Lineage: Eukaryota; Metazoa; Arthropoda; Insecta; Diptera; Ceratopogonidae. The transcript is spliced from 14 exons. Gene Ontology annotation, cellular component: Golgi apparatus.